Messenger RNA from Parastagonospora nodorum SN15, 1806 nucleotides. RefSeq lists its product as hypothetical. The record is from RefSeq and is a predicted model, not a curated record. NCBI's taxonomy places the organism in Eukaryota, Fungi, Ascomycota, Dothideomycetes, Pleosporales, Phaeosphaeriaceae. The coding region runs from base 1 to 1806 and encodes 601 amino acids. The transcript has 3 exons.
AUGUCUGUCUUGAAUCCUCCCCCUGCCCAAACGGAAGUUACUCUUGAAGCUGCAGUCAUCCAAGCCGAUACAGUCGAGGCACAAGCGCUUGCCUUCACUGCAACCAUCAAUGCACUUCCCACGGUUGCGGGUGUAUGGGAUCUUGACGAGACCAAGGAUGAAUUUCCAACCUCUACAACAUUCAUCCCCCACAAGAACCCAGGACAAGAGUCCGUCAUGGAGGGAGACGGUCGCACACCUGUGGACCCCGAAGAGUUUGCCGUGGGAGGAAAGUAUAGCUCUAUCCUGAAACUUUUCAUUAACUAUGAGAACUUGCCCAACAACAGCUACACCCAUGGUACUGGCUGGCUCAUCCGUCCAGACCUCAUGUUCACAGCAGGACACAACGUGUACAGCUGGCGUCGUACAAACGGCCGACUGCCACGCCGUGCCCGUGAGAUCAAGGCGUAUGCUGGCUACAACGGCGCGAAGAGUAUCUCAGACGCUUCCGUCGAGUUUCGCCGGGCCACACGCGUGGUUACAACUUCCCAAUGGCUCGACAGUGCAAGGAGCAGGCCGCGUGACUUCGCCCUAGUCCAGUUCGAUCGACCCUUUACCGAUGUGACGCCCUUCCAGUACAUCGAGACGCCUGCAGCAGCUGAUGCGCAACUUGGUGUCGUGGGCUACCCCGCUGAUCUCAAGGACCAGGAGACGGGCGAGCGCGGUAGCAAGAUGCGAGGGAACUCCGGAGGCCCUGUGCUUCGAAGAAAUGAUCUGGUCGCCCUAGGCACACAUGUUUAUGGUGGAGGCGACUUCGAUACAGCCUCCGUUAUUGGCCGUUAUGGCAACCCCAUCCAGGACUACAUUGGUUCCUUGGAAGUGCCUCUCGCUAGUCCAGGCCAGAUCAACAUGGUUACAGUACAUCAAGACAACGCCGCGACGGGCCCGCAAACGAAGGAGAUCGCCAAGUUGGGCGUCAAUGUCGUUGCGCAACCCUCUGGUAAUGGUACCAACAAGCCCGAGUUCUGGAUCUUCGAAGGCGCUGAGGAGGUUUUCAAAUUGGCUACCGAUCUCGCAGGAGCAUUGGGCAGACCUAUUGCUGGCGUUGUUGGUACAGCCAUCGCGCCCAUUAUCGCCCAAGGGCUCGCUGGCGCCAACAGCCUCGACGUAAAUGCCGCUCUGCAGCGCUUCAUGCUAGUUAACAAGACGCUUCUUAUGGCCGAGUCAAAUUUCAAGGAAGAGGGGUUCUUCGAUGAUUUAGCAGGUGCUGUGACAGGUGCUCUCAAGAUCAUGCCCAUCGGAAGUCCCGUCAUCGGGCUCCCGUUUCAGGAGAUCAUGAAAGGCAUCAACGUAGUUGGUGACGCUGCAGACAAGCUUGUUAAUGAUGUUGCCAAUGAAAUUGCUCGCGGCAUUCUCAUUCGCGCGCAGUCAGUGCAAAUGCGGGCAAGGGCUGAGAGCGCCAUGGAUGUCGAUGGCAAGCAGGAUUCAGCCUCAGCGAACGAAAAGGCCUUCCUUGAGGAGCUUGCAAGGGCUGCCAAAGCACACAAGUCCGCUCAGUCUGGUGGCGCUCAGCCAGAUGGUUGGUUCGACGAUGCUUUCAACAGCAUCAAAGACGCCGCAGAUACCGUUGUCGACAUCGGAAGCUCCGUCGUUGACACAGCUGUCAACGUGGGUAAAGAUGUGGGCAACGCUGUCGACAACGUCGGCAACAGAAUCAGCAACGGCAUCUUGGACAUCGCCAGCGGCGUUGCCGAUGACGUAGGAAACGGAAUCAACGGAGUCGCAGAAAAUCUGAACAACGGAGCCAAUCGCAUCAUCGGAACGUAA